CCCUUCUUCAUUCCACCAAACUUAAUGCACUAAGGACUGCAGUUACACUCAUAUCUCACCGUGUAAAUCAGGAAAACACCAUCAGCCAUGUCCGCCGUCAGCAGCUCAAACACAGCCUUUGCCUUGGAGCUGUUCCGCACUCUGAGCCAGACAAACCCUGCUGGGAACAUCUUUGUCUCUCCUCUGAGCAUCAGCUCAGCCCUGGCCAUGGUCUACCUGGGAGCUAAAGAAGACACUGCAGCUCAGAUGGCUCAGGCCCUCUCAUUCAGCUCAGGUGAAGGCGUCCAUGCAGACUUCCAGAAACUGAACGCUGACAUCAACUCACCAUCUGCAUCCUACAUCCUGAAACUAGCCAACCGUCUUUAUGGUGAAAACACUGCCCACUUCCUCCCAGACUUCCUUGAAGCCACACAGAAGUACUACCAGGCAGACCUGAAGGCUGUGGACUUCAUCGGAGCUCCAGAGGCGUGCAGAGCAGAGAUCAACAGCUGGGUCGAGCAGCAGACAGAAAAUAAGAUAAAAGACCUUCUGAAGCCAGGAACAGUCGACAAAGAUACCAGACUGGCUCUGGUCAAUGCUGUCUACUUCAAGGGCAACUGGAAGAACCCAUUUGAUGAGGCAAACACCAAAGAGAUGCCCUUUAAAAUCAAAAAGAAUGAGACCGUACCAGUCCAGAUGAUGUACCAGGAGAAGAAGCUUCCCUACAACUACAUUCCUGACCAUGAUUUGCAGAUCCUGGAGCUGCCCUAUGUGGGUGAGGAGCUCAGCAUGUUCAUUCUGCUGCCUAAGGAGUCCUCAGACGGCUCAGACCCUCUGCUGAAGCUGGAGAAGGAGCUAACACAGGAGAGGCUGAAUGAAUGGACCAACAGCAAAAACAUGAGCACCCGUUCAGAAGUUUUCCUUCACCUGCCAAAGUUCAAGCUGGAGGAAGACUAUGAGCUGAAUGAUCCUCUGGCUAAACUGGGUAUGAAGGACGUGUUCUGUGAAGGAAGCGCUGACCUGUCUGGCAUGAACGAGUCUCUUUCCUGAAACCCAACUCCUCCCCAUCUCCACCUUAGACACCUAAGUGAGCACUUUAUUCAAAGCCCAGUCUUCAUCUUCACCACCACAAUCUUCGAGACUCUGGGGGAUACUGGGUAGAAUGAACAUGCUGAGCUUUUUUACCCACAUAGGGCAGCACCAGCAUCUGCAUAUCUUGGUCAUGGAUUGCAGUUGAAAGCCGGCUUCUCCUUCUUCUACAUAAUCUGGACUGGACAGGUGACUAAUGAUGUAAUUUAUAUCUGUAGUGUGUGCUACAGCCCUGCAGGCCUGAGCAUCAUUUAAGAAAUGUUGAUACUGAACAGCAGAAGCAGUUCAGUUAAUCAGAUAUCAGUAAAGUCUGUGAAGCUCAGUUGUUAAACAGAGAUAUGGAGAAAUGGUGUUGAACGCCGUCUUUAAUACAGACCCUUUCCAAAAAAUUAGAAUAUAAUUGAAAAGUUUAUUUUCAUAAUUCCAUUCAAAACAUUGAACUUCCAUAGAUUAUAGAUUCAAGGCCCAGAACUUACACGUUUUCAAGUAUUUCGUUUUUUUAUUUGUACAUAAUUUGGGCUUCCAGCUCAUAAAACUCACACCUUUGUCUUCCCAGAGCUUGGGAUUACCUUUUUGACUCCAAUAUCAACGAAGCGCACAGCGUUCCUGCUUUCAGGAACAGUUGGAAUUUUUAAGAUUGCGCAAACCAUUCAGUCAUUUAAAGACCUGUGGUCCGGUGCAUCCUUCGUGGAACACCAUAUCCAACACUUCAUAGCGCAGCCCAGUUUCCAACAAUGGUGGCAGCCACUUAGUUUUAAUAUUGCUCUUAUUACUCUUUCCGGGUCACAAAAUAAACUUUUAAGAUAUUUUCAGGCAACAAUGUAGCUGUGUAAACUUCAAAUAUCUGCUCGGUUUAUCAAGACAUCCCAUAUUUGCAGAAGUGCUCUGAUGCUUUCGGAGAUGUCUAUUACCCAUCAGCUAGCCAGUGUUCUGGGAAUCCAUCCUACCUGACAAACCAUCCUACCCGUUGUUUCUGCGCAUGCGCACAACAUGAAAUUAAGUGGCGAACCAUCCUGCCUUUGUGAAUAUGUGCUACAAGCAUACUGGCUCAUUAGAGCCAGCGAGAACACCUCACGCUCGGCACGUCGUUUUCGACCCCGCGGUCUUUCGCUAUGACUAUGGGUUAUAAAGUGUUGACUACAGCAGCCUUUGUUUCCUCCACUUUGACUUAAGCCAAGGUAAGUGUACCCCCCCACCCCCGUUAGUGUUGGACGUCACUUUUUUCCACGUCUCGUUUUAAUUAAACUAUUAAGAAUUGACAGUACACUGUUUUCGCUGCCUCUGCCUUUGCUAGCGAGAGACAGAGAGAGGAGUUUAAACACUGCUCCAAACAGAACUUUAUUGUUUCGGAGACGGCGAAAACAGUGUACAGUCGAGUCUUAAUAGUCUUAACAAUUUAAUUACAACUGGGCUAGAAAAACAAGUCCAGCAUUAACUGCAGCCUCGUCCUCUCGUCUCUCUGUAUGCUGCACUGCAUAUAGCAGUGAUCACAAUCAAGUUCACUUUGAUUUGACUUGAAAACCAGCUGUAUUCCGUUUGGCUUCUUCUAGUGGUAUGCAUGGCAAACUACACUUACUGGGCGUUUUAUUCCCUCUAGUGGUAUGAAUGGCAAACUACACUCAUGGUGCAAUAUGAAAGGUAAACUCAUGGCGCGUUAGGCUCCCUCUAGUGGUGUGAAAGGCAAACUACACUCAUUGGCAGUAGCAUAGGCACGUUUAAAAUUUCUUCAGAAAUUUUCGCUCUCUGUUGUUAUCUUGUUGUAUCUCUGUUGUGGCCAGUGCUAUCCUCUAUGCUGUUGCAUGCUGGGGCAGCAGGUUGAGUUUCACAGAUGCCAACAGACAAAAUAAACUGAACUACAAGGCCAGUAAUGUCUUAAGGUAAUGUCUGAGAGGAGAGGCAAAUGUUGUCCAAGAUGAGGACAAUCAUGGAUAAUACCUCCCACCCACUCCAUGACGUAGUGGCUAGUCACAGGAGCACGUUCACUGAGAGACUGAGUUUACCAAAAAGCACCACUGAACGACACAGGAAGUCAUUCCUGCCUGUGGCCAUCUCCCUGUUCAAGUCCUCCAUCUAACACACUGUAAAUACUGCAAUAGUUACACCCUUUUUACAAACGCUCUUUUCUACUCUGUAAUAUUCUUGUUAAUUUUCUUAAUGUUUAU
This is a messenger RNA of Pelmatolapia mariae (spotted tilapia), 3230 nucleotides long. RefSeq names its product leukocyte elastase inhibitor-like. The transcript is spliced from 8 exons. Lineage: Eukaryota; Metazoa; Chordata; Actinopteri; Cichliformes; Cichlidae. Gene Ontology annotation, molecular function: serine-type endopeptidase inhibitor activity. The record is from RefSeq and is a predicted model, not a curated record. The coding region runs from base 88 to 1029 and encodes 313 amino acids. Gene Ontology annotation, biological process: negative regulation of endopeptidase activity.